Molecule: messenger RNA, 601 nt
Organism: Parnassius apollo (apollo)
Lineage: Eukaryota; Metazoa; Arthropoda; Insecta; Lepidoptera; Papilionidae
Source: the annotation of a GenBank genome assembly
AUGCUAAAGGAGCGAGAGAGUUUGGAGGGGUCGCCCGCUACUCCAGAUGAAUGUGCCGGCUGCGGGGGGAGGAUACAGGACAGAUAUUACCUGCUGGCAGUAGACCGCCAGUGGCACGGCUCUUGCCUACGCUGCUGCGAGUGUCGAUUGCCACUUGACUCGGAACUGACUUGCUUUUCUCGAGAUGGAAAUAUUUACUGCAAAGAAGACUACUAUAGAAUGUUCUGCGUGAAGCGUUGCGCCCGGUGUGGGAACGGUAUCACAGCUAAUGAGCUGGUAAUGAGGGCCCGCGAUAUGGUCUACCACCUAACGUGCUUCACCUGCGUAGCGUGUGGUUCACUGUUAUCCAAAGGCGACGUGUUUGGGAUGAGAGACGGGCUUGUUUACUGCAGACCACAUUACGACAGCGCCUGUAUGGACGAUUAUUGCGAGGAUGAUGUAAACCGUGUCUAUCGGUGUCAAGAAAUGCAUAGGGAGAGUGAUUCUCCGUCACAGUUCUACAACGGAGGACCAAGUCAUAAAGGACGCCCUAGAAAGAGGAAACUAGGUUCUCCUGAGGAUUUGCAAGUUCAAACUAUGAGAAUGGCCAGCACAGCACUUG